AUGGCAACUCAGCAGGAGUCCACAGAUGAGAAUGCCUGGCAGGGCAUUGACAAGACUGUUGAUGACCCAGAGGAGGCCAGAGUCAUGUUCUGUGCUCUUGACUCUUUCAUGCAGUACGGAAAGGUUGCCCACUUCAACUGCACCCAUCUGCGCCGACAGUCUUUUUACGCCCUGCCCGAGGCUCACUGGAAGAUGCUCGCCGCUCCCCCUUUCAACUAUCUCGAGACCCUGGACAAGGUCGACGCGGCUAUUGACUCCAAUGCCGAGCUUGCCCGGAACAUCGCCAAGCACGGAAUGCGGAGCUUCCAGGUCUACGAGUCCAACGGGGAGGGUGACUUCCAGAUGCCCGAGCAGUGGGCUGGCGUCGCUAAGUACGGCGACAUCGACAAGGCGAGGAGCACCCUUCGUCAGUUCUACCGUGACUGGUCUGCUGAGGGUGCCGAGGAGCGUGAGGCCAGCUACGGUCCCAUCAAGCAAGCCCUGGCCGCCGAGCGCGCGAGCAAGCCUGAGGUUGAGCACCUCAAGGUCCUCGUCCCAGGCGCCGGCCUGGCCCGCCUCGUCUUCGAUCUGACCCUCAGUGGCUGCGAUGCCGAGGGCAACGAGAUCUCCUAUCACCAGCUCAUUGCCUCCUCCUACAUCCUCAACUUUGUCCAGUCCGCUGGCCAGCACACAAUCUACCCGUGGGUUCACACCUUCUCCAACCACAGCACCCGCGAGCGCCACCUGCAGGGCUACAAGAUCCCCGAUAUACACCCUGCCACGGCGAUGUCGGCAGCCCAGGAUGUCGGCUCCAUGUCCAUGUGCGCGGCGGAUUUCUUGUGUCUGUAUAGUGAUGCAGAGCACAACGACACCUACGACGCUGUGGCCUGUGUCUUCUUCCUUGACACGGCGCCCAACCUGAUCCGCUACCUCGAGACCAUCUACAGCUGUCUCAAGCCCGGCGGCGUUCUCAUCAACAUCGGCCCUCUCCUGUGGCACUUUGAGAACAACGCUCCUGGAAAUCACGGUCACGACGACGACGGCGAUGGCGAGCAUGACGCCAACAACUCGUCGGGGAUUGCGGAUCCGGGCAGUUUCGAGCUGUCUGCUGACGAGGUGAUGGCCCUCGUCAAGGGCGUCGGCUUCGUUGUCGAGAAGGUCGAGUCCAAUAUCAAGGCUCCGUACAUCCAGGACCAGCAGUCCAUGCUGCAGACCAUCUACUACGCCACCUUCUGGGUGGCUCGCAAGCCUGCUGUCUGA
Cryphonectria parasitica EP155 is the source of this 1239-nucleotide messenger RNA. RefSeq lists its product as uncharacterized. Bases 1 to 1239 code for a protein of 412 amino acids. Lineage: Eukaryota; Fungi; Ascomycota; Sordariomycetes; Diaporthales; Cryphonectriaceae. Gene Ontology annotation, molecular function: S-adenosylmethionine-dependent methyltransferase activity. The record is from RefSeq and is a predicted model, not a curated record. The transcript has 2 exons.